Messenger RNA from Monomorium pharaonis (pharaoh ant), 1812 nucleotides. RefSeq names its product HMG box-containing protein 4. The coding region runs from base 287 to 1543 and encodes 418 amino acids. Lineage: Eukaryota; Metazoa; Arthropoda; Insecta; Hymenoptera; Formicidae. The transcript is spliced from 6 exons. The record is from RefSeq and is a predicted model, not a curated record.
UUGCGCGCGACGGCUCACGGACAGCAGUCGGAGUCACGGAGUACGAUGUGUGCGUGAGUGCGCUCCGAAUCGCGGCACGGGCGAAGGGACGCUAUGGAUGCGUUCGGAUCGUCGAGGGUACGCGCUCAGAAGGGCGACGAGUUAUCAAAGAAAAGAGGCGAGGAGAAUUAAAGUGCAAGUUGUACUGCGACUGGCUGCCCACAUCUUUAGUAGCUACUGAUGCUGUUGUAGCCUGCAUAGAAGUAGUAUUUCUCUAUACUGUGCCUAUCCUGUGAAAACCUUAUAGAUGUUUAAGUCUGAUCUAGAGGUCACGGGUAUCUCCCGUAGUGGUCGCGUGAGGAAGAAAUCUUCCAAGCUCGUCGACUUCGAAUCUGAUGAUCUUACGGAAAAUAAGCUCAAGCGACAGAAGGCACAGCAACAGCAGCUACAGACUCAACAGCAACUCUUGGAUCAGUAUGAAGUACAACAGCAGCAGCAGCAGCAGAUAUUGCCCACACAAUCCAGCCAGACAUCAGGUAAUGUCGGGCAACAGAGAAAGAAUGCAGGCUCAAAUCAUGCGCAACAAAGGCUCAAAAUGGAAACCUCAAUAUCUGACAAUGAGGGACAGUCAUCCACUUCGGAAUCUGACGAUCCCAUUGGAAUAAACGAGGACGAGAGAGACAGUAUAGACUCUGGCAGUGACAAUGAGGUAGAUUCUCUUAUGAUCGAUGAAAGAGAAAUGGGAUUUAGGAAGCUAGAGCCACCAGCAGGUCAGGAAAUACCAUCACAGGCAAAUAGUUUAUACAUGCUUGAAAAAUGUAAAAAAAAGUUGAUUAUUAAGGAUGGGAAAAUUAUAGGCAAGUCAAAAGCACAACGCAAGGAUAAAGGGAAAACAAGAUUUACCGCUUACAUGCUAUGGUCAAAGAAAAUUAGGCAAGAACUGUUAGAGCAAUCUCCUUAUAUGGAUUUUGCGGCAAUUUCUAAGCGAUUAGGAGAGCUGUGGGCAACAGUGCCACAUCUGGAAAAGUAUAAUUGGCGCAGGCGUGCAAAGCGCUUAGCAGCAAAGCCUCAUUCUUUACCAGCAAGUAAAGAUGAGCCUGUUUGGAAAAUGCCACCACCCGCCUCGCGAAAAAAAUUCAUUAAUAAAAUUGGUAACGGAAAAGAGACAAAAUCCACUCCUACAAAAAAAACCAUUCAACUUGGUGUGCCAUCUGUCGUUGGGAACGUUCCAGUCUCACCGCCGUCAAAUCGCACCAGUAAAGAUUUGGUUAAUGAGCCAGUAAUAGGCACGGGAAUGUACAAAGUCGUUGGAACGCAACCGAUCGAUGUCGCAGCUCACCUCAAGUUACUUGGUGAGAGCUUGACAAUCAUUGGAGAACGUUUGAAGGAGCACGACGGUCAAAUAGCUGUUUCUGGCAGCCUCUCGGUUCUACUGGAUUCACUGCUCUGUGCCUUAGGUCCGUUAAUUUGUUUAACGCAGCAAUUGCCGGAAACUAACGGCGCUAGACCUGAAACACUUUCCCAAAUGCUCGACAACAUUGCUUAUCUUAUGCCUGGUCUCUAAUGUACAAACUAUGUAAAGUUUAUAGGAGCUCUCAUAAUAAUGUAAAUACUUGUAUGAGAAGUUAGAUAAAAGAAAAAAAGGGAUUAUACGAGCGUGAAAACAAAAGUAACAUUCAUUUACUAAAAAUUUAUAUCUUAAAUACAGAUUUUCCCGUUAUAUUUCGUCUACGGUCAACAAAUAAAGAAUAACAUUAUGUUUUAUAUAAAUAAUAUAUUUGUAUAAAAGUUACAAUAAAUAUUUAAAUAGUCUUGCAUUACACAACUAAAUAA